UCUGUGAAUAUGCCUGUUAGCGAAUCACCCAUGAUUAAUAAAUUAGGAGUGAUAUCUUCCUCUUAUCAUGAAAAACUCUUGAGGUUUAAAAUCCAAAAUUUAAGGAAAAGGAGGAAAAAUAAAUCAAACCCAUCAUUUUCAAUCACAAAAGAAUUCAUCUUGAGAUUCAACCAAACAAAAAAUCCAAAAGAGAAGGAAGACUUGUUGGAACAAGCUAGAAAAAACAUUCUCAGAUGUAAGAGAAAACUAGGUCUCAAAACCUUAGGCUCUGGGAAGCAUGUGCAUCUUCCUACUGCAUGGACGGAAGUAAUAUAUCUUGCUCAGUGCAAAGGAGAAAUCCAAGAUGAAGCUUUAAGUAUGCUUUAUGCUUCCCUGGACCAUGCUUCAUUUGAUUAUGGUCAUCUGCCUACCUUAUUUUUUGUUGCGGAAUCAGUUUUAUAUAGGCUCUGUUGUGAUGCAUUCCAAAAGACAUACUUAUAUUCAGUUGAAACAAAGCUGAUAAAGAUUGGCUCUUUGGUCUUCUUACGACUUUUUAUAUAUUUCCUGCAUGGUCACCUAGAAAGUUUUAAACAACAUUUACGUAGGCUUCAACCAUAUUUAUACGCACUUUGUUUCUCUGGAGAUUCAUAUUACAAGUAUCCAAACAUCUUUUCAAACGUCAUAAUUAUGAAAACCAUGGAAAUUAUAUAUAAAAAAGAACUCCUUUCUGGAUCAAUUUUUAGUCCUGUGGAAAACAAGAAAAGCUAUAAGAACAUAGAUCCUGAUAUGGAACAUUUGCAAUUUAAUCAGGGAGGAUAUGAAAUUAACCACCUGCUCUGGCACUGUGUUGCUGCCUGGUCAUGUGUUCAGAAGAAUAGUCCUCAGCUGAAUAAGGUGCUUGAACACCUCAUCUUUCAUAAAGCACAGCUUCAAAAGAAAUGCUGGUUGGAUUCAAUACUGGCUUUGUUGGUCCUUGGGGAGGCUGCCAAACUAAACAUGGCCUGCUUGAAAGCUUUAAUGGAACUAAUGAGAGAUUUUCUUUUAAGCAUUAUGUCUGUUCAAAACCAGGAAGAAUGCUGCAAGGUAGAUGACUUUUCCUGGGCCUGGAAUGUAGUCUACAGAUAUACAACAAUUCUUGCAGAAAUCUGCUUGUAUGCGACCACUUCUAAUUUGCGAAAAACUGCUUUUAUUGGUUUCUGUGUCUGUAAAAGUUCACAAAAAGAUAUUUUACUUGUGGAUAAAUCAGAAGAAUCACCAGAAUUGAAGGAAACAAGUAUUUUAGGUCUUUUGGAAUAUUUCUCUUCAAAAAUGUCAGAUAAUUCAGGUGAUCAAGUGAUAUGGAUUGGAUACUAUGGCUUAGUGUAUAACCUGGUGAAAAUGUCAUGGGAACUUCGGGGAGAUGAUGAGCAGGAUGGAUUUAGAAACAAAAUAUUGCAAAUAUUACAGAAAACAAAGGAUCAUGAGAAAGAUGGGCGAAUCCAUAAUGGCAUACAUAUAGCUCAGGCUGAGUUAAAUGACCCAACUGAUCCCUUCACUAAUCACAGUACAGAAGCCUCAUCAAAUGUAGGGGAUGAAACUUUCUCUAAAUAUAUAGGAUGGAGAAUUGCCAAUGCUCUUUCCAAACUGUUCUUCCCCUCCACUGGAGCCCAUGUUCUUCCUUUGAAAGAACCACUGAAAAAACGGUAUCCAGUGAAAUAUCUGAACAGAAAGGAUUCCAUGAAGAAGAGAGUUCUACAUGUCACUGUAAGGGAACAUCCUUCUGUAUCAGAACUUCCCCUGUCUUCUUACCCGGAUUUCUUCACCAAGGCUGAUGAAGAGUUGGCAAGAAUCAUUGACCAUCAUUGGCAGGAAGAGCUAAAGAUUCGACAGAAAGAAGAUGCAAUAUGUGAGGCCCAGGAACGUAAAGACAGAGAGUUAGAGGAAAAAAAUCACUUCAGAGAAAUUAUGAAGAGAAGAGAAGAGAAACUACAGAAGCAAACCAAACCCUACGAGCUUCCUCCGAGGACUGAAGUAAUUUCAUUAGAAAUAAAAGAACCCCCCAAACUGAAGUCCAUAUGCCAGAAAUUGCAUGAAAGAGACAAAGAUAGCUAGAUUUUAGGAAAAAUUUCUAAUUAACUGGAAGCCAUUUCUUAGGAGUUGUUAUCCUGGUGCAGACUCUUUAACAGUCGUAUCUUAGUCCUAAAUUAGCAGCUCUUAGUCACAUUUGAGUGAAGUGAUUUUACUAGUUAAACAUUUUCAAGAAUAUGUCUAAAAGCUCUUCCUAAUUGACUUUUUUGUGUGAUCAUACACCAUAAUGAUUCUCAGAGUCUUGAUUUUCAGUGGACAGUUAGAUAGAAAUGAACUGUAAAUUAUUAAUGAGUCACAUUUAAGAAUUAUUCCUUGAAAAUAGAACGAGCACCAACUGAUACUCCUAUAUUAACUAUUAUACAAAUAAAAGAACUAAGGCACCUGCUUGGAUCUGUAUUUCAUAGUCAAUGCCACAUCAAGCUAUAUGUCAGGAACCUGAAUUCCAUGAAGUACAGCAGACAAAUCUGAGCAGGCCAUUCGUCUCAGGAUGAUCUGGGUUUGGGCAGAUACCAAAGGAGACCCCAGAGUGACAGUGGUUUUACCUUGGCAGAUGAGUUUAUGAGGAUGGAUCUGGAUGUUCCUGGAAGGCACAGGAACACUUAUCAAAGAGAUUCAACCAAUUAGGAGUCAUUUUUUAAAU
Messenger RNA from Ailuropoda melanoleuca (giant panda), 2686 nucleotides. RefSeq names its product transmembrane protein 232 (gene TMEM232). Lineage: Eukaryota; Metazoa; Chordata; Mammalia; Carnivora; Ursidae. The record is from RefSeq and is a predicted model, not a curated record.